AAAUAGCAUUCUGUGUGAGAUUCGCCAAGGUUGCGUUAAUUGUUGAGUUGAAACUUUGGAUUUAUCGUAAGAGGACGUGGUUCAUGUAAGAUUACCAUGCGAGGUUUAUUAAUAUGUCACAGUAAUAGCCAAGCUCUAGCACGUUUGUGCAUUCGCCCAUGUACUUCAUUCGCUCAAUCUCGAGGCGUCCAUGAUUCGUAUUUACCCUCUGGUCGGGGGGGUAGGUCCUCGUUUAGCGGGGUUGUUGCCACGGUGUUCGGACCGACGGGUUUCAUCGGGUUGUCGGUGGUCAACCACUUGGCUGCAAUUGGAAGUAGCUUGGUUCUUCCAUAUCGAGGAACGUUUGAGCGAGUUCAACGGCAUAAGUUGAUGAGCGACCUCGGUCAGAUGCAUGUUCGGGAAAUGUUCAACUCCAACGCAAGUGAUGAUCGCGUGAGGGAACUCAUCGAACAUUCGAACGUUGUCGUUAAUUUGAUCGGCUCGACUAAACCUUACAGAUUUUACUCCAUGGAGGAAGUUAACGUAACUUGGCCGACGCGUCUAGCACAACUAGUGGCGGAAAAGAACGACGGGACGCGUUUGAUUCAUUUGUCGCGGUUGAAUUGCCACUCGGAUGAAGCUCGUAAACAUUCGGAGAUACUGAAGCAAAAUUUCGAAGCCGAGCAAAACUUGAAGGAAAUUUACCCGGGGUCGACGAUUGUUCGGUGCUCAAGCGUCCACGGGAAAUACGACAAGUUCACCACGUUCUGGUUGUCCCCUCGGUGGGUAAGUCUUGGUAUGUUGGGUUCACAACCAUUGAUGUACGAAGGUGGGGAAUCUACAAUUAUCCAACCGGUAUGUGUGAGUGAUGUAGCUGAGGGGGUGGCAAGGUUGGCGCGUCACCCCGAUGCUCCUGGACAAACCUUCGAGUUUGUGGGACCCGAUCGUUUCACGUUGAAUGAAUUCCUCGAAUACGUUUACAAUUGUCUCGGUCGCGACUAUUACCCGGGUAAUUCCCUUGGUUCAAUGGAUCGCAAAGAUUCAAAUAUUCUGCAGCAGGUGGUGCAAACGUAUAUGGAUUAUUACUUCUGGAAGAUGGACAAGCCCCGCAUAAGACCGAGGUUCCUCGAUCGACUGACGAGGGAGAACUCGGCACGAGGAAUGUGGAUGACGAGGGAUUUCUUUAAUAUGAUGCAAACAACUGACAGAACAACUGGGGCUCCGGGUCUUCUCGAGUUAGGGAUUUCCCCCGUUGCAUAUGAAGAAUCAGGUUUUGACAGCCUUGGGGUUGCGCAGCAUGAGAACUUCCUUAUAAGGAAACGCGAUAAUAUUAUACGGAAGAAAAGUGGGAUUUUAUUGAAGUUUAACUCAUCACCUGUUCAAUUGGAACACUCCUGGCCAACAUUUUGAUCAAAUCUCUGGCGUUAAGUAUCGCGUAUGGAUCCCAUGUCCUGCGGGAGGUCUUCACCGUCAUUGAACCCUCAAUUAAAUCCAAGAUCCCUUCAAUUUUCUGCAAAACAAGAGUUUUCAAAUUAUUGAGUUUGCCAGAAGUGUAGCAAAAGGAUUUUAUUAAGUGAUGUUUAUUGAUUACCUAAUAGUAAACCCGUAGUUAUUUUUAUGUU
This is a messenger RNA of Ciona intestinalis (vase tunicate), 1601 nucleotides long. Lineage: Eukaryota; Metazoa; Chordata; Ascidiacea; Phlebobranchia; Cionidae. The record is from RefSeq and is a predicted model, not a curated record.